AUGGUUAUAACACGAGCAAUGGCCGCGGGAACUCGCCCAAAGGCCCAGCCUCUUCCACCUAAGCCUUCCAAGGCCGAAAAAGCCGCUAAAGCCGCUAGACUUAAAAGGGACAAGGAGGAAAAGAAGGCCGAGAGGGAGGCAGCGAAGCGGCUAAAAGAUGCGAACAAGGCCGCAGCGAAGCGGGUAAAAGAUGCAGAGAAGGCCGCAGCGAAGGCCGAAAAGGACGAAAUUAAGGCUGCAGCAAAUGCUGCAGCAAAGGCCGCGAAGGUUACCAAUACCAAAAACAGCAAGGGCACAAAGUGCGCAACCGCUGCGAAGGCCAAAGUCAUCAAAGUCACCAAAACCAUCAAAACUACUAAGAAGGCGAAGGCCACAAAAGGCAGGGUUAUCGCAGCUACCGUGAAAGCUUCAGCAAAUCAAUAUGAUGAAGACGAGGACGAAGAGGACGAAGAUGAAGAAAGCGAGGAAGAUCACUAUGAAACACAACCCAAAAGGCGCAAGCUCGAGACUGUGACUCCUCCCAAUCUUUAUGUGGAAAUGGGCCCCCCCAAAGAAAAGCGUCCAGCUUUACGAAUUGGGGAAUGGGAGUACAUGAGGAAAGCUGAUGUCCCAGCAGGCGUGGAGAACGAAGACAACAGACCUCUACCUCACAUCUAUAUUGGAGGCACUGCACCGCAGCCUCGUUGGGUGAUCACCCAGAGCGAAAGCAUAAAGGCCCCCAGGAGGAUUGGUAGCACAAGUAACUUUGGAGACUUACAAUGGACCUUCGAAGAAGGCGACUUCAAGAAAUGGACCGGGCUGGAAUACCCAGCUCUUUACGAACUUGCGUACUUGUGCCUCGAACAUACGCUCACUGAUACGGAGAUUCGAGAGCAGAUCUACGAAUCCCUAGCUGAGGGCCCCUUGCCAACGACUGUGACUGUCGGGGGCCAAUGGCACCCAGCUCUGCCGCCAAUCCCCAUCACAAGGCACUUUGCGACAGGAUCAUCCCAGCAAACUAGUCGAAAGUCAAGUGAUGCGGCCUUCUACUUCCGGGACUAUGAACGUCCAAACAUGGCAGUCCGAGCACGCGGUGAUCACAUGGCGCAGCCCUAUCCGCACGCCUUGGAUAGCAACAUCUCUAAUCGACCGAGAUUGGAGGAAUGGCCGACUGCCUCGCGCUCUGCAAGUCCGGACCCGGAGAGCGAACGGGGCAGCGAGCAGGGCAGCGAAGAAAGCCAGUCAGACGAGUCCACAAAGUCCUCUGUGUCAGAAGAGGCUCACCUGGAACAAAAUACAGAGGCCACCUUGGAAUCUACAGUCACCAUAUCUCUUGGGAACGAGCGGAACAGCAAGAAAGACAGCGAGCAGGACAGCGAGCAUGACAGCGAAGAAAGUCAGUCAGUCGAUUCCAGGAGGUCGUCGGUGACCGGGGGGUCUGACCUGGAACUAAAUCCAGAGGGCACGUAUUCGGAACCGACAACCCCUCCGCCUCUUGGGAACGAUGGGAAAACUGCACAGAUUGACUCGAUCUCGGAAGAAGGUUCAAUCUUUGGCGAUGCCGAUGACGUUCAUGUUGAGCCCAACUUAGCUCGAGACUCUCGAGAACAAUCACCUAAUAGCCUUUUCUCUGGCUCUGGCUCUGGCUCUGGCAGCGAGGUCAGCGCUUCUUCCAAGACCAGUGAGCCUAGCAAGUUCAACGCCGCUGACGAUAAUAGCGCCCAAUCGACGGAUAGCCUGUCCCCAGUAUCCCACGAUGGGCUCUUUAGCCCUGAGCAGAUCGAGAGGUAUUAUAAAAAGAAGCAAAAGGAUUUUGAAAGAUUAGGCGGGGUCGAACAUCACGAAGUGUCAGAACGAACGCGCCAAGCACAGCCAUCACCAAGUCCCUUUCGGGAGGCGCUAGAGGCAUUGGAAGACGGACAGAAAGAGUUGGAGAUAGAAGAACUCGAAACGAGAGGGGUUACAGAGCCAAGUAAACGAAUGCGGAUGGAGUCUCCAUCAACACCAUCACCACCUGCGGCUAGAAGGAAGACAGCGGCUGAGAUCAUGGUGGAAAAAGUCAUGUCAUUCGCACGAGCAGGACGAGAAAAACGGGACGAAAUGCGAGCAGCUGCAGCGGAGAAAAUAUCAGACAAACCGCCGGUGGCACUGUUGAAAAAGACUACAGGAAACCGGCCGGGUGCAAGAUCACAGGCGGAUGCACCCAGUCCUGAGAUUCCGCCUAAUCUGCAAGAUGCGUUCUUGGAACAGAUCAAGGCAUAUCUCAAGGAUCCAUUUCAGAGGGCGAGACAUUUCCCUGACCCUCUUGCUGUUCGCCGAACCAGAGUGUGGGCAGGGGAGGAAUUGGUGGACCAUAAGAUCAAAUCCACAGUCGACGCUGCGCUACCACCUUCGGCUGAAAGGCAUCGGCCUUUUAGCCAAUGGCAGGAUCCAGUAAGUGCCUCAUUUAUUGAGCUUUUUGAUAAUCAUGCUGAUCAUGCUCGAUUAGACUGGAAUAACACCUGCACCUGCACCGUGCACCAAGGUCUCGAGAUCGAAAAGACGGAGCAAGGGGCAAGGCAAGAGAAGGCCAAGACCAGCAUCUGCAAAAGAGCAACUCUCAAGAUGUUCACUUUCACUCCCCUCCUUGGCGCUCAGUCGUCAUCUUCGAGGGCAUCGCAGUCUAUCCUGGAACUUGAUGGAGGCAUCAAGAUCCUAGUGGAUGUUGGCUGGGAUGAUACGUUUAAUACCCUUGAUUUAGCGGAACUUGAGAAGCAUAUUCCUACACUUUCUCUCAUUCUCUUGACACACGCGACGCCUGCCCAUAUUGGCGCUCUAGUCCAUUGCUGCCGAACAUUCCCCCUCUUCACGCAAAUCCCAAUCUAUGCAACGAAUCCCGUCAUCGCUUUCGGCCGUACGCUCCUACAAGACCUCUACGCCUCCGCUCCGCUUGCUGCCACAUUUCUACCGAAGGCUUCUGUUUCAGAGCCGGGAGCAUCGUCAGCAGGAUCUGCGACUGUGUCAGGCGGAGAUGCCGAAGCCGCUGGCAGCACAAGCCGAAUCCUGCUUCAAUCGCCAACAGCGGAGGAAAUUUCUCGAUACUUCUCUCUCAUUCAACCACUCAAAUAUUCCCAACCGCACCAACCUCUCCCAUCGCCUUUCUCCCCGCCAUUGAACGGGCUUACUCUCACGGCCUACAAUGCCGGUCACACCGUCGGUGGAACGAUAUGGCAUAUUCAGCAUGGGUUGGAAUCUAUUGUCUAUGCAAUGGAUUGGAACCAAGCUCGUGAGAGCGUAGUCGCGGGCGCUGCCUGGUUCGGUGGCUCUGGUGCCAGUGGAACCGAAGUUAUUGAACAGUUGCGGAAACCCACAGCCUUGAUUUGCAGUACAACAGGAGGCGAUAAGCUGGCACCUUCGGGGGGUCGGAAAAAGCGAGAUGAUCUCCUUCUCGACAUGAUCCGAAGUAGCCUUGCAAAAGGUGGAACAGUUCUCAUCCCAACAGACACAAGUGCGCGAGUUCUUGAGCUAGCCUACUCACUAGAACAUUCUUGGCGCGAUGCCGCGAAUGGCGACAAAGAGGAUGUUCUUCAAGGAGCCGGAUUGUAUCUGGCUGGCAAGAAGGUUACCAACACUAUCCGACUCGCCCGAAGCAUGCUGGAGUGGAUGGACGAGAACAUUGUCCGUGAAUUUGAAGCGGCGGAAAGCACGGAUGUCACAAACGGGCAAAGGACAGGUGCACAGGAAAAGAGUUCUAACAAGGGUGGGGGCCCAUUCACCUUCAAACAUCUCAAGAUUAUUGAGCGCAAGAAGCGACUCGAGAAGCUCCUAGCAGAACCCGGACCUAAAGUAAUUCUCGCCUCUGAUACAUCAAUGGACUGGGGCUUCUCAAAGGAUGCGCUUCGACAAGUGGCCGAAGGACCGAACAAUCUGCUGUUGCUCACAGAGUCCUUCCACAAGGACAUGAAGGCCCAAGAAUCGAAACCAUCACAAAAUUCGGCCACAAUUGGAAGCAUGAUUUGGCAGUGGUACGAGGAAAGAAGAGAUGGUGUGGCUCUAGAGAAAGGAUCGGAUGGCGAACACAUCGAACAAGUCCACAGCGGUGGACGAGAAUUGUCUUGGACAGAUGUGCAGCGAGCCCCUCUUGAUACCGGGGAGCAGUUAAUAUACCAGCAGUAUCUCGCGACCAAGCGCCAACUUCAGGACACCUCUCAAACACUUGGCCAAGAAGCUCUUGAAACCGCCGCGGAUGCACUCGAUGACGGAUCGAGCUCUACCUCUUCCGAAGACUCGGAUCCUGAACAGCAGGGUCGCGCGCUGAACUUUUCAGCGUCACUUGCACAUGCUACUCGAAGCAAACUUGCCGUCAGCGACGAAGACCUGGGCAUCAACAUUCUUCUUCGUCGAAAGAACGUUUUUGAUUACGACGUGCGUGGCAAGAAGGGCCGCGAGCGCAUGUUCCCUUACGUGGCACCAAGAAAGAAGGGAGAUGAAUAUGGAGAAUUUAUUCGCCCAGAGGAGUAUCUUCGAGCCGAAGAACGCGAAGAGAUUGAUAUGCAACAACGGCGCACCGAUGCCGAGACUAAACUGGGACAAAAGCGACGAUGGGAUGAGACCGCCGGCCCUAAUGGACGCAAGCUGUCUGGCGGCGCAGCAGGACGGAAGCGUCCUCACAUUGAUGGCAAGAAGAUUGAAGAUGAUGAUCUCAGCCUUGCCUCCGAUGGUGAAGACGCCGAUAUAGCUGCGGAGUCCGAAGACGAAGCAGAAGGCCAGUCAUUCGAAGGUCCUGCGAAGGUUGUUUACCAUACUCAGACCAUUACUAUCAACGCCAGGAUUGCGUUUAUCGACUUCAUGGGCUUGCACGACAAGCGCAGUUUGGAGAUGUUAAUCCCACUGAUCCAACCUCAAAAAUUGAUCCUGGUUGGUGGCAUGAAGGAAGAAACCUCAGCAUUAGCAGCCGAAUGCCAGAAACUGCUGACAGUCAAGGUCGGCGCUACGGUUUCUGACCCUGCGUUUGACUCGGCUGCCAUUAUCUUCACUCCGACAAACGGCGAAGUCAUCGAUGCAAGUGUCGAUACAAAUGCCUGGAUGGUCAAGCUGAGCAACACGCUCGUUCGACGCUUGAAUUGGCAGCACGUCCGCAGCCUCGGCGUCGUUGCUCUCACGGCACAGUUGCGAGGACCAGAGCCUGCCGACAUCGGGGAAAUAGAAACAUCGGGCAAGAAGGUCAAGCAGUUGAAAGACGAGGCAGCAUCUUCCGCUGUUGCCCCGACAUUAGAACAACCUGACACCAAAAUAAUCGACAAGGUGGAGGUAUAUCCUUUACUCGACACUCUCCCAGCUAGCAUGGCUGCAGGAACCAGGUCUAUGGCGCGCCCUCUUCAUGUCGGUGACUUGCGAUUAGCUGAUCUUCGCAAGCUGAUGCAAUCCGCUGGUCACUCUGCCGAAUUCCGAGGCGAGGGAACACUUCUCAUUGACAAGUCCGUAGCUGUGCGCAAAUCUGGAACGGGCAAGAUCGAGGUUGAAGCAACGGCGCAGUCUUCACUGGCUCGGCCAGGUGGCCGUGGAAUAGGGAGCUUCCUUGCUGUUAAAAGGAAAAUUUACGAGGGCCUGGCUGUUGUUGCAGGCAGCUAA
Penicillium expansum is the source of this 5589-nucleotide messenger RNA. Its product is annotated as cleavage polyadenylation factor subunit CFT2. Gene Ontology annotation, molecular function: RNA binding. Gene Ontology annotation, cellular component: mRNA cleavage and polyadenylation specificity factor complex. The transcript is spliced from 5 exons. The record is from RefSeq and is a predicted model, not a curated record. The coding region runs from base 1 to 5589 and encodes 1862 amino acids. Gene Ontology annotation, biological process: mRNA 3'-end processing by stem-loop binding and cleavage. NCBI's taxonomy places the organism in Eukaryota, Fungi, Ascomycota, Eurotiomycetes, Eurotiales, Aspergillaceae.